CACAUCAACAUUUAUGUUGUGGUAAAUUUAAAAGACACUUCCUCCAGCUGUGCAAUUUUCUUUAUUUUAAAAAUAUUUGUUGUUUAUCAAGUAAAAAUUGUGUUUUUGCGUGCAAAUUGAAAUUGACCAACUAUUCCAAAUACCAUAUUGAAAUGAACGCCGAAGUGGAAGACCAAAUUCGUAAAAAAGUCCCUUGGACAAAGUUGCCGACCCAUGUAAAACAGAUUCUCAACAAUUCAUGGAAGAACUAUGAAAGAUUUAUUGUAAAUUUUAGUAUUCAAAAUCAAUUACGUUAUCGAGGAAAUUUAGUCCGUCACGUUCUGAAAGAUGAAAAACGCUACUACGAAAGAGUCAUAUCUUUCAGCCGAGAACGACUCAUGCUAUUCCCGUACCAUUUGGCCGACAUGAUUGUUAAAGGCCUGAGAAUAACCCCAUUCAAUUACUACAUUUCCGUUGUGGAACGACUGAUGCAAGCUGAAAAAAGCUACGAUACUUUGCCUAACUUUACUGCUGCAGAUUGUUUAAGAUUGUUAGGAAUUGGCAGAAACGAAUAUAUUGAUUUGAUUAAUAAAUCUAGAACCAAUAGAGGAAGGUUGUUUGGUAAAAAAAAUGUUAGAGUGCUUCUACCUAAAGUACCAGUUAAUAUUCAUAUAGAACCGUGGUGGAGAGUUGAAGUUGGGCUUAUUUUAGAUGAGGAUACUAAGAUGGUAAAUGAAGAAGAAUUAGCUGUAAUUGAUAAACUAAUAGAUUUAGGUUCAAAAAAUGCUGGUGAUUUACCUUUUAAUAUUGUACUUAGUUUAUAUAAGAAAGGCUUAAUAUAUUUAGAUGUGCCUGUAACAGCUGUAGAUAAAGUCCAGGUACCACCUUUACAAGGAUUCGUAAUGAAUAGAAUUUUAGGUGACUAUUUUGAGACGCUUUUGUAUAAAAUUUUUGUUUCUAUUGACGAGCAUACAACUGUAGGAGAGUUGGCAACAGUGCUGGAAGUAGAUACCGAGCUAGUUAAACAAGCAGUUUCACUUUAUUGUCGUUUACAAUUCGCCAAAAAAUUCGACGCUGAAACUGAACAAGACAGAGUUAGACGACAUCCUUCUUGGUCAAAUGUACCUAUUGCAAAUGAAAGCCCUCCCAUUGAAAUCACUCCGCUCACUCUUAAUUUUCCCUCAACUACAAACCCACCACUGGAGGGCUUAGAUACCCCACAACUCUCCACAGACAGCCCUACUCAUUCCCCACACAUUCAACCUACUGGCUUAAGAGUGGCUUUCCUCUUUGAUUCAGCAUUGACAGCUUUCCUGAUGAUGGGCAAUUUAUCGCCCGGGCUGAAACGUCACGCCGUAACUAUGUUUGAGGUUGGCAAAUUACAGCAUGAAAGUUUGGAUAGUUUUUUGGGCGAAUUGGAAAAAGUUUCUGCCAUGGAUGCAGAUGGAGAAGGGGAGGCUAGAAGGUUUUUCGAUCAUGCAGUAAUUUUGAGAUCUACAAUUUUGGCUUUGAGGAAAUUGCCGGGGCCUGGUUUGGAUUUGGUACGUUUGGAAAGUUUGAAUUCCUUGGACGAGGCCACUUGUCAGAGGCUUUUGAAAAAGAAAUAUCGGCUUUUGAUUGCUAUGGCUCCAAUUGGUAGAGAGGUGAGAAUAUCUCCACUUUCAUCAAUGCCUCCUGCCUUAUUAGGUCCAAGCCAUCCAGAAAUCAACAGCCUAUGGUUUCGCAUGUUUUUAUACUACGUUACAGGUUUUGGACCUCCCAGCUUACUAUUAGCCAAAGGAAGCGAAAUUAAACGAUUGCCAAGAAUGUUUUUAGGAUUUUCCAGACUUUUGGUUACUUCAUGGUUACAUGAACCUGCAAUAAUACCAAUAAGUAAUAUUCUGUAUGUAAAUGCUGCCUUGCAAUUUGCUCCAGUGUUAGUGCAAGGGUAUGGGGUGCAACAUCCGGUUGAAACAAAACUAUUAACUUUUCCAUUUAAAACUAUAUCUCCCGCAUCAAAAAAUGGCAGACCUAGUCCUGAAGCUGCCCAAUUCUUGACAAAACACCCCGCCAUUGGUGCCCUAUUCGAACUAUUAGACUUGGAUCACAGUUGUGGCUAUUUGACAUUCGCCAAUGUGGGAGUUUUGGACUUUGGACGUCCCGAAGGUGAAGGGAUGCAAGUGCGUUUGAAGGGCGCCUCGAAAACUGUUGCUAAACAACCCACAGGGAUUGCCAAUGAAAAUUUCCAAUUUGAGAAAAAAGCUAUAAUUGUUGAUGACCGGAUAUUGCAAUCGCCUGUUGAGUCUCACUUUGCUGUUACUCCUGUUGAUGGGUCUAGUCACAGAUCAUCGCCUACUAAUGGGUUUACUAGUCAAGAUUGUACAACAUUACUCCAACAAGAGCUUGACCAAUUGGACAUCAAAGAUAACAAAAAAUUGGAACAUCAAGUGCCUUCAGUUGAUCAACUUUUGAGUCCCACUGAAGAAAAUAUUGGAAUUUUUAGUAGGAUAGAGGACGAGAAAAGUGAGGAGACUAAGGAUAAAAGUCAGCAAAAUGAUGAAUCAACUAGGAACUGGACGAUUUUGGAUUGUCAUUUUGGUAUACCACUAUUUGACGCAGAUGCUAAUACUAAAAUUUGUGACGCAAUAGUUUCUGGAGGUCUUGCAGAAGACGAUAGUUUGGACCACUUAAUAAAUUCCAGUAAAAAACUUGGAACAAUGUUAUUGGACUUCAUAUCUCAAUGUCAAUAUUUCCCUGGAGAAAAUAUGGAAAUUAUGAAACGGGGAAAGUUGGUUCCUUUACCAAGACGAUGUCUAGUUUUCGAUAACGGAAGGGUUAGUGAGUGGAGUGGCAAAUAAUGGCAAUUUUUUUGCCUAUAUAUGAUGCAAUAAAAACUGGAAUAUUUUAAAUCAGAUUGACACAAUUUUCCAUUUAAUUGUAACCUUGUUAGUCUGUGUAGAAUUCUUAAUGCAAUUUUCAAACCAUUCCAAAAAAAAAGUAUUAUUUUGUUUUUCAUAUUAAUGUUUAGGCAACAACUUCUACUUUUAUAUUUUGCUGUGAAUUUUUAUGUUAUGUACUUAAUUUCUUGUUUAUUUUAAAUAUGUGCUACUUGGAUAUUUUUUGAAACCAAAAUGUGAUUCAAAUCUAUUAAUUACCCAUCACCCAAGAAGUGUGCAUUCUUAUUGUGUACUUUUUUUCAGCCUUCUAGGAAUUUUUUACAAAAUAAAAGUACAACUUAAUACUGAUUUAAGUAGUAAAUUAGCAUUUAAAGAAAAUGCUGAGCUAGAUUUUAACGCAUUUUUAUUUAAAUUGAAAAUGCUUAAUGCUAGAGUGUUUAUUUUUUUAUCUAACAGUUUAUUAAUUAUGUUUUCAAAAUAAGUAUUUUAUCAUUAUAUUAAUAUUGUUAACGUUAUACUAAUACAUUCCUAUUUUAUGUGUUAUAUAGUUUGCUAGUUUUUUUAAUAAAAUGUUUAA
This is a messenger RNA of Ceutorhynchus assimilis (cabbage seed weevil), 3432 nucleotides long. The record is from the annotation of a GenBank genome assembly. Lineage: Eukaryota; Metazoa; Arthropoda; Insecta; Coleoptera; Curculionidae.